CAACUACCUUAAUCAAGUCACGAAAUGGUUUAUUGUGGUAAGCCAAGCAAAGCUUGCGCAGAGUGUAGGCUUCGGAGGACUAAGUGUGACACUCUGACGCCAUCUUGUUCACAAUGUGUUCGCGCUGGCCGCAAUUGCACAGGGUACAGAACCGAAGCAGACAUGGUGUUUCGCGAUCAAACGCAACACUACGCUAACAAACGACGAACUGAAAAUGACACUCGACUAGUAGUAUCUAAAAAGAGAAGCAAAAAAUCAACUGAUGCGCCAGAGACCCCUAUAGAUCCUCAAUUGUCGUGCCAUUCCAAGACGCAAAUUGCCACGCAGAUAAUACCACUGGCACCAGGUCUUUCGACUUCUUCGGCUGAGCAGGCGACGUGUUAUUUCUUUCGAAACUAUGUUCUCGAAGAUAAUUCGACAAGUGGUAGCUUUCAGUAUCUCCACGAAAUAUAUGACAAUGAACUCAUUGGCCCUGCUUUGACUGAUAGUAUUGAAUGUCUUGGCAUGGUCGGUUUAGCAAACUUCUGGAAAGCUUCCGAAUUUCAGUUUCACGCAAACAAAAAGUAUAACUCUGCUCUAAGACUUGUCAGCUCGCGGCUGAGAAAUGAAGAUGAAGCACGAGCCGAUCAAACCCUCGUGGCAGUAAUACUUUUGGGGCUUUAUGAAAUAAACACAUGCGCUGGUUCCCAAUCAAUGCAAUCUUGGACCAAACAUGUAAUUGGUGCCUCAUCGUUGAUGCAGCUUAAAGGAAAGCAAUGUCUUGAAACUCCAAUAGGCCGGCACAUAUUUGCUCAUCUUAGGACUCAAGUAAUCACGAACUGCAUACAACGCCAUGUUUCUAUUCCGCCUUUCAUUCGGGAUUGGUCAAAGUAUGCUUUGCAGUUUCAGUCGCCAAAUGAUGCCCACGCCACAAAUCUGUCGGAACAAGUGAUGGAAUUUGGCGAUCUCCGUGCUACAAUGUCUUCUUUUCAUGAUUACAGAAACGCAGAAAAAAUCAUCAAAGCCGCCCUGGUGAUUGAUUCCAAGCUUGUAGAGUGGGCUUUCACUUGCCCGCCGGAGUGUAUGUUUUAUAGAACACUCACCUUAAGACAAAGGUCUGAUGGCGUUUUUUCGGAUCACUAUCAUAUCUACGAUAGUAUCUGGGCGGCCGCACUCUGGAACCACUAUCGAUGUGUUCGGAUUCUCGUCAAUGAAGUUGUCUAUGUUCAGCUCACUCACCUUAGAAAUAUUCAGCCUGAGUUAUUCGAUCUCGACCUGAGGAAUCCUAUCUUCUCUGAUUCUCAAUUAGAGAUCUCGACCACAGCCGUCAUUCAACUAUCACAUGAUAUAUGUGCUAGCGUUCCUUUUAUGCUUGGAUAUACGGAUGGCGGAGAAGUGACAUUAAAUAGUGCUAAAGCCGUUAGCGGUAAUCUUUUACUAUGGCCUUUGUAUACGGCAGCCUGUACGCCUCUUGUAUCCGAUAUGAUGUGUCACUGGGUAGCAGGGAGAUUAAGAGUCAUAUCCGACAUCAUGGGAAUUAAACAAGCUGCUCCAUUGUCACAUAUUCUAACGAAAAGAAAGGAUCUCUUAGCUUGGGAGCUUGAAGAUAUCAAGAAAGGGGCCGGACCAAACUAUGAGGAUUGGACACAUGGACAGUUAAUGGAGCUUACAUGAGCUGAAAUGACUUUCUCAAUUGGUCGCAACAAAUAAUGGAGAUUCAACUCACUAAUUUUGGGAACUGUUUAUAUUUCCUAGUCACCUAAAUUCUUCCUAGGUUCGUUAUAUCUUGCAGCACGCUAGAAGUCUCCGACAAAUAUGACCUACGUAUAAAUACAUGUUAAGAAAAUGAUUAAUACUUGAUCUAUAUUGAUCUGUAUCAACUCCACUACUGAGUGAUAUAGACCGCCUUGCUGGAUACUGGCAACAAGACUCGGCGGCGACAGCCCCAUCUAUGGAUUGGAAAUUACCUUCCAAUUCCAUAGCCCCUUUUGGACAGUCUUGAUUUGGACUCGAAAUGUCUUCUCCAAUAUCAAAGCACUUUACAAACAUCUUUACCACGGGCUAGCUUUAGAUAGCAGGCAGCAAAGAUAUCUCGCCUCUUCAGACCCGGGAUGCUGGUCUCGGUG
Messenger RNA from Botrytis sinoallii, 2105 nucleotides. RefSeq lists its product as uncharacterized. Gene Ontology annotation, molecular function: zinc ion binding; DNA-binding transcription factor activity, RNA polymerase II-specific. The record is from RefSeq and is a predicted model, not a curated record. The transcript is spliced from 4 exons. Gene Ontology annotation, biological process: regulation of DNA-templated transcription. The coding region runs from base 25 to 1653 and encodes 542 amino acids. NCBI's taxonomy places the organism in Eukaryota, Fungi, Ascomycota, Leotiomycetes, Helotiales, Sclerotiniaceae.